AUGCAAUUCCACGUCAACGGCUUCCAGGGCUCCCAAGAUCCCCUCGUCACUCAAUACCAAGGCACCGAGCCUGAUUUUCAAACAAGUCUUCCACAAGAAGUGGAUGUUCUGAUCGUGGGAGCUGGUCCCGCAGGACAAUUGCUUGGAGCACAACUGGCGAGAUUUCCGAACAUUACCACACGUAUUAUCGAGUCGAAACAUGGCAGGCUGGAGCAGGGGCAGGCGGAUGGCCUGCAGUGCCGGACAAUUGAGAUCUUCGAGGCAUUUGGCUUCAGCGAGAGGGUGUUGAAAGAGGCGUAUUGGGUCAAUGAGACGACGUUUUGGUCGCCUACUGAGGAUGGCAAAGGACUACGGCGAAGUGGACGGAUACGAGACACAGAGGAAGGAUUGAGCGAGUUCCCUCAUGUCAUUCUCAACCAGGCACGGCUACAUGAUCUCUGGCUAGACUGCAUGAAAUGGUCUCCUACCCGACUGGAGCCGUCAUACAGCAGGAAGAUGGUGGAGAUGACGCUACCUAAAGGCGAUGAGCCGGUCCACGUUACCAUUGAGCGAACAGACGCCGCGAACCAAGGCCGCAGAGAACAGGUCAAGGCGAAGUAUGUCGUAGGAUGUGAUGGAGCAAGAAGUGGAGUGCGGAAGACCAUUGGCAUCGAGAUGAAGGGCGACUUCGCCAACCAAGCUUGGGGUGUACUGGAUGCACUCAUCGUCACCGACUUCCCCGACAUCAGACUGAAGACUGCCAUUCAUUCGGCGGAACAUGGCAGCAUCCUUAUCAUUCCUCGCGAAGGAGGGUUCCUGGCGAGGUUUUACAUCGAAAUGGACAAACUUAAACAGGACGAGCGAGUGGCUUCGAAGAACGUCACAGCAGAGGUUGUUAUCGAUCGAGCGAAGAAGAUCUUUGCUCCAUACACUUUCGACGUGCGAGAAAUCGCAUACUGGUCUGUCUACGAAGUCGGCCAGAGACUGACGGACCAUUUCGACGAUGUGCCCAAGACUGAACGCGAUCAACGAAAUCCCCGCGUAUUCAUCACCGGCGAUGCUUGUCACACCCACAGCGCCAAAGCCGGCCAGGGUAUGAACGUAUCGAUGAACGAUUCUUUCAAUUUGGGUUGGAAACUCGCCUCGGUUCUGCAUGGCCGCUCGCUGCCAAGUCUCCUACACACCUACUCCGAAGAGCGACAAGACAUUGCUCGUGUACUCAUCGAAUUCGACAGAGAGAUGUCUCGCAUGUUCGCCGCAAAGCCUAAGGAAAACGCUUCUGCCGACGACGCAGACUCUGUAGAUCCAGCGGUCUUCCAAGACUUCUUCACACGCCAGGGCCGCUUCAUGGCAGGCUUGCAGACAAGAUACAAACCAGGUUCGCUCACCUCGUCAGACACCACCUACCAGCACCUCGCCCGUGGCUACGAAAUCGGCACCCGUUUCCAGUCCGACGUCGUCCUCCGCGUCGCAGACGCCAAACCCAUCCACCUAGGCCACACAAUGGACGCCGACGGCCGCUGGCGCCUCAUCCUCUUCAACUCCUCCAUCGCCUCGCCUUCAUCCCCCUCAACCGCCCUCUCCACUCUCUGCGCCUUCGUCGAGAAACACCUCAUCCCGAAAUACACCCCUUCCACCUCCGACAUCGACUCCCUCAUCGACGUCCGCGCCAUCUUCACACACUCCCGCCAGACCUUCGAAAUCACCGAUCUCCCCUCUCUACUCCUCCCGCAUAAAGGCAAGCUGGGCGUGCAGGACUACGAGAAGGCUUUCACGGAUGAGGUCAGCUAUGGGUUUGGCGGCGGGGAGUUGUAUCAGACGAGGGGGCUGAGCAAGGAGGAAGGAUGUGUGGUUCUUGUUAGGCCGGAUCAGUAUGUUAGUGCUGUUUUGCCUUUGAGCAAGGAGGCGGAGGGCAUGUUGGAGGGUUUCUUUGAUGGGGUUUUUGUGGAGGUUGGGAAGGGGAGUGGGGCGGUGAAUGGACUUUGA
Zasmidium cellare ATCC 36951 is the source of this 1965-nucleotide messenger RNA. RefSeq lists its product as uncharacterized. The transcript is spliced from 2 exons. The record is from RefSeq and is a predicted model, not a curated record. NCBI's taxonomy places the organism in Eukaryota, Fungi, Ascomycota, Dothideomycetes, Mycosphaerellales, Mycosphaerellaceae. Gene Ontology annotation, molecular function: FAD binding. The coding region runs from base 1 to 1965 and encodes 654 amino acids.